Messenger RNA from Acipenser ruthenus (sterlet), 7332 nucleotides. RefSeq names its product AP-1 complex subunit gamma-1-like. The record is from RefSeq and is a predicted model, not a curated record. NCBI's taxonomy places the organism in Eukaryota, Metazoa, Chordata, Actinopteri, Acipenseriformes, Acipenseridae. The transcript is spliced from 23 exons. Gene Ontology annotation, cellular component: membrane coat; AP-1 adaptor complex; Golgi apparatus. Gene Ontology annotation, biological process: intracellular protein transport; receptor-mediated endocytosis; Golgi to vacuole transport. Bases 215 to 2674 code for a protein of 819 amino acids. Gene Ontology annotation, molecular function: clathrin-cargo adaptor activity.
GUAGUUAGUACAUCCAAUGCGCCUCUGUGGUGGAGCCGCAAUGAUGUCAGUUGCAGACCCCUCCACUGUUCAAACCUUUUCUUCUGUGUAACAGUCCGCCUGCGGUAGAAGUGCUGAGGCCGGGGGAGCCGCCAUUUUGAAUGUCAGGUUUGUUUCUCUCUCCGUCGCAAAGAGAGAAGAUUUCAGUGAUUUUCUGGUGUCAAUAUAGACGAGGAUGCCAGCUCCGAUCAGACUGCGGGAGCUGAUCCGGACGAUCCGGACAGCUAGGACCCAAGCCGAGGAGCGAGAGAUGAUCCAGAAAGAAUGUGCUGCUAUUAGGUCAUCUUUCAGAGAAGAGGACAAUACAUACCGCUGUAGAAAUGUUGCUAAGCUACUGUAUAUGCACAUGCUGGGAUACCCAGCACACUUUGGACAGCUGGAGUGCCUCAAAUUGAUUGCAUCUCAGAAGUUUACAGAUAAGCGUAUUGGAUACUUGGGUGCCAUGUUACUGCUAGAUGAGAGACAAGACGUGCAUUUACUAAUGACCAACUGCAUCAAGAAUGACCUCAACCACAGCACUCAGUUUGUGCAGGGGCUGGCGCUGUGUACCCUCGGCUGUAUGGGCUCAUCAGAGAUGUGCAGAGAUCUGGCAGGGGAGGUGGAGAAGCUACUAAAAACAUCAAAUUCCUACUUGAGGAAAAAGGCCGCACUGAGUGCAGUUCAUGUUAUCAGAAAGGUGCCUGAGCUUAUGGAGAUGUUCCUGCCAGCUACAAAAAACCUGCUAAAUGAGAAAAAUCAUGGUGUUCUCCACACAUCAGUUGUUCUUCUCACAGAGAUGUGUGAAAGAAGUCCUGACAUGUUAGCUCAUUUCCGAAAGCUUGUUCCACAGCUGGUUAGAAUCCUAAAGAAUCUCAUCAUGUCAGGAUAUUCACCAGAACAUGAUGUGUCUGGAAUUAGUGAUCCAUUUUUACAGGUCCGUAUACUGAGGUUACUCAGAAUUCUGGGUAGGAAUGAUGAUGAUUCCAGUGAAGCUAUGAAUGACAUUCUUGCACAGGUUGCCACCAACACAGAAACUAGUAAAAAUGUAGGCAACGCAAUCCUUUAUGAAACAGUUUUGACUAUCAUGGACAUCAAAUCUGAAAGUGGAUUGAGAGUUUUAGCCAUUAACAUCUUGGGACGGUUCUUGCUAAAUAAUGACAAAAAUAUUAGGUAUGUGGCAUUGACAUCACUACUGAAGACAGUACAGACAGACCACAAUGCUGUACAGAGACACCGGAGCACCAUUGUUGACUGUCUAAAAGAUUUAGAUGUCUCUAUAAAGAGACGUGCAAUGGAGCUGAGUUUUGCUCUUGUCAAUGGAAAUAACAUCCGUGGAAUGAUGAAGGAAUUGCUCUACUUCCUGGACUCCUGUGAUCCAGAGUUCAAAGCAGACUGUGCAUCGGGUGUCUUCCAUGCAGCAGAGAAAUAUGCACCCUCAAAAAGAUGGCACAUAGACACUAUUAUGAGAGUUCUAACCACGGCUGGCAGCUAUGUAAGAGAUGACGCCGUGCCCAACUUAAUUCAACUCAUAACAAACAGUGUGGAGAUGCAUGGGUAUACAGUGCAGAGGCUUUACAAAGCACUCAUUGAUGAUAUCUCGCAGCAACCUCUUACACAAGUGUCGUCCUGGUGUAUAGGUGAAUAUGGCGAUCUGCUGGUGUCUGGGAAGUGCGAGGAGGAGGAGCCCAUUCAGGUUACAGAAGAUGAAGUUCUUGACGUUUUAGAAGGCAUCCUGGUGUCAAACUUGUCGUCCACCGUUACAAGGGGAUAUUCUUUCACGGCAAUCAUGAAACUCUCCACCAGGUUUACUAGUGCUGUGAACCGAAUCAAGAAGGUUGUUUUGGUUUACGGUAGCAGCAUAGAUGUGGAGCUCCAGCAGAGGGCAGUAGAAUACAAUGCACUUUUCAAGAAAUACGAUCACAUGAGGCCGGCCUUAUUGGAGCGAAUGCCUAUCAUGGAGAAGACAUCCACCAAUGGUCCAACGGAGAUUGUGCAAACCAAUGGAGAAACAGAGCCUUCAAUCCUGGAAACUAAACACGUGCCCAAUGUCCCCCAGCCAGCUAACCAGGCAAAUGACUUGCUUGACCUUCUUGGUGGAAAUGAUGUAAUGCCUGUGAUUCAGACUGCACCCCCAACAAAACUAGUCUCAGCCGGUGGAGAGCUCCUAGAUCUGCUUGGGGAUCUCUCCCUUUCCGGGGGUGUUCCUGCAUCUGGCCCUCCGGUCUCAAUCUCCCAGCCUCCUUUCCUAUUGGAUGGGUUAGCAUCACAGCCACUUUUCAAUGAUGUUGCAGCAGGUAUUCCGCCUAUGAUAGCAUACAAUAAAAAUGGACUGAAAAUAGAUUUCACAUUUGAAAGGUCCAACACAAAUCCGAAUAUAGCAGUUAUAACCAUGCACGCCUCCAAUUCAACAGAGGCCGAGAUGACAGAAUUUGUAUUCCAGGCCGCAGUACCAAAGACGUUCCAGCUGCAGCUCCUGUCUCCCAGCAGUAAUAUUGUCCCAGCACUGAACGCAGGAACCGUCACACAGAUUAUUAAAGUACUCAACCCACAGAAGCAACAACUUCGAAUGAGGGUCAAGUUGACCUACACCCAUAAAGGUUCAUCUCUACAGGAUCUGGCAGAGGUCAACAAUUUCCCUCCUCAAUCUUGGCAGUGAUGACCACAAUCCCUCAUCUUAAUCCCCUACUAUGGGAACUCUGGGAAGAAUCCCCUUGACUGAUCCCAUGUGACUGUAUCACCACAAAGUACAACCCUGGGGUGCACAGGGAACAACUGGAUCUGAUAUAAGAUGAUGACGAUAAUGAUUUCUGAAAACCUAUCCAUUAGUAACUCUUUUUUUUUUAUUAUAUUUAAUUGAUUUCACCUCCAACUGAAGAUGUCUGCUUGCCUUAACCACUGCACCCCAUCCAUCUGUUGGUACACACACACGCAAACUCUGCGCACCUGCACAACACCUCCCAUCUGCUGUCUCCUUUUGUUUUCUAUCUUGUGAAGACCCCCACACUUCUUUAUCAAUGAGUGCACAACAGCUUUUCUUUUCUUUUAUUUCUUUCUUUCUUUCCCCUUUUAAAUACAUGUAACUAAAAUCUAAGACCAACUAGCUUAUUACAUCCAUCACUUUUAUCUUUGCUGGUCCAAGAUCCUAAAACCUUUAUUUUUAAAUUCAGUUUUGUCUAGCUCUGAGGUUACAGUAAAGAAUUUGCUGACUCUAGAUCACAAAAAUGUUUGUCUUAAAUAAGUCUAUCCUGAGAUUUAUUUUCAUUUUGAUACAUUCUGCUUGAAGCUCUUUUUGCAUUUACUUAUUUAGGAGGAAAAUCAAACGUCCUAUAUGGAUUAAAAUGAACCAAGGAAAAUUUCUGUUGGAGUCCGCUGUAGGUGUUUGGAUAAGAAGGGUCGAUUUUAGGCUACAAUCAUGUAUGAAAUAAUUGAAAACCAAAGGCUUAUUCUCCUCCUUAAAAACAGUGACUAUAAACAUUGUGGUGGAAGGGAUGAGUAUCUCCUUCUCUAAGGCAUGAAAUAAAUCUGUGCUUUUUGUUUAACUGUUGUAGCACUGGCAAUACAGCUGUUUUUAUAAAUUUGUAUUUAAUGUACCGUAGCGGUUAAUAUUGUUCAAUUGCUUCCAAUCAGAAAAAAUGCCCCAAACACAUGGGGAAAUAGUGGAUGGUACAUUUCUAUAACAAUGGAUGAAGACCAGAUGCUUUGUAACAUGCUGUACUCUAAUUAAGAAGAAAAAAAUAGUUUUUAUUAAAAUUGUCUAAUGAGGGGGUUGCAAAGUUGCAUUUACUGGCUAACAUUUAUCCAUUGAAAGUAAGAUGCAUUUUCCUGACUUGAAGUGUUCAAAAUAAUUUUGAAGUACAACAGCACUUUUUUUUUUUUUUUAAAAACCUCAAAGGAUAUGCUGAAAAGUUGUGAUAAUGAAAGCUAGGUUUGUUCUGGUUUAGUUCAGGAUACAGGUAGUAUUUUCAUUCCAGAAUGAAAUCUCUUUUUUUUUCAAUUUUUCUGUUAACAUUUAAUAACCUGCCAGAUAUAUCUAUUGUACUCAUUUCAGUGAUUUUAAAUAUUCUUAUUUUGCCUGUGUUUAGCCCUAAACUCCCGCACUAAGAUUGCUUAUGAGCAAGACCUAUCUGCAUCCAUAAAGUCUUACUGCUUCUGUCACUCUGAUUUUUAAUAAGUAACCAUAGGAGAAAAUAUUUGUAUGUCUAGCUAGGCAUUGGAAUAUGAUCUUGAAUGUAGUGCUAAGUUGUGAGCACACUUUUCUCCUACACUUGGGUUCAUCUCAUAACAACCUCAUCCCGCCCCAUUUACCACCAGUAGACAGGAAAAAAAAAAAACCCAUAAGCCAUGGAAAAUAGACCUUUCAGUCUGUUAACAUUCUAAUCUUGGGCAUGUUUUAAAAUGUGUAGAAAUAAUGCCUGCUAUUAAAGUGUGCCUUUUAAUUUAUCAUAGGCCGAUUUCCUGGUGCCACCCCCUGUAUUAGUUUAUUCUUUAUAUUUGGACAUGGCUCUGCCUCGUGAGCUGUUAUGUGUUUAAUUAUAACGUCCUUGUCAAAGAACACCGUCUGUGUCUGGUAAGACUGAGUAAACCUCAAUACCUGUAUCACUACAGCUUCCAGCUAAAAGAGAAUUUGGUUAGCAGCACUAAGAAAUGUAAUGUUAAUGACAUUUUAGUUGCAUUUACUUUACUGUCCAGAUGGAUUCUAUUACUGUGAUGUCUAAUGUGAUUUUUUUUUUUUAUGCAUUGUACAUACUCUUUCUUUUUGUCAUAACACACAUUUAAAUUGUUGUUUCAAAAGUAUAUAAAUUACUUAUUAUUUUAUACUUCUGAAAUCUUAAGUGCAAAUUACUAAUAGUCCCGUUUUUAAAUGCAAAAACAAAUUCAUAGGUGGAUAACUUCCUAUUUUCUCAACAAUAGCUGCUGUUAAUUUUUAUAUCUCUCGCAACAUAGUUGUUUCAAAGGUGAAUUUAAAAUGGUGUAUAUAAACCACAGUCACUAAAUUGUGAGGCGUGUACAGGACAGUAGAAAGUCUUGGAGAUUUUUAGUAGAUGUACCUGAAUGCUUUAGUGUUACUGAUUUGUAAUAUGCCCCUAAAGCUAACAUAAUUUGCUUUAUGGUUGAUCAAGCUUUAGUUAUUAGUUACUUAAAGGAGUGGGGGGGGGGGGUGAUUGGUUUAAGUAUAGACUUUUGAACAGUGAUGCCCUAUUUACUUUGAGUAGCAGAUGUAAGAAAUGUUACGUUAAGAAUUAAACAACAUGGAUCUCUUUCUUUAAUGUGUGUAUAUAUUGAUGGUAUUUUCUUUUCUUGACAGAGAUGAUAAGACUCCCUGAUUCCUUGUAUAUUACAGAACAAACAGCAUCUGCUGCCUGUAUAUUGUAUAUAAUUGUACAAAAUAUUGCUGAAUGGAUAUCCAGUUGAAGACCAGGUUACAAAUUAGUUAUCAUUACUUAAUUGCUAUACAGCUAUUUAAUUAUUCAUUGAGGGAGACAAACCACUUUCUCUGUGGUUUGUUGGAUCUAAAGAUGAGGAUAGUUGUGUUUUUUUCUUUUUUUUUUGUUUGUUUGUUUUUUGGCAUACAUUUAUCUUGCAAAAAUGAAAUUCUCCAAAUUUUGUGAAGAUUUAACUUCAGUGAAACAAUUCAGAAGUUGCUGGUGGCUGGGGUUUAUUAUUUGGGGUGUACUAAAAAAUUUAAAUUGUUUAUGGAGCUAAGCUACUGAGUAGGUUGAUUCUAGUGGUGUGCAGUAACAGCAAUAACACAGAUAUAUGUUUGUUGCUUUGGACCGUUUAGUCUGUUUACAUUCUCUUUAAGGGUAGUGAGCUCCUUGCCAAGGUAGCAAGAUCUGCCUUCAGCAUUGCACUGUAUAAUAUUGCUUGGCUAUUGUUCCCUGCUCAAGACCCCAUCUAAAUCUGUUUUUUGUAGAUUGCAUCCCUUGAGCCAGACUGGCACUCAAGGGAUAGAGGUGCACAUAUAAUUGAAGUAGACUGGCUCCUAGGGUGCCUUUAACGCUGGACUGCAUGGAAUGUUGUGUGUGUUUUUUUUUUUUUUUGUCUUUUAUAAAUUGUUUAAAAUGCAUAGCUCAAAUGAAGUAUCUAAUCUCUGUUUGAAUGGUGGACCAUGCUUGUGCCCACUAUUAGCUGGUGGAACUUGCCUGCCCCAUCUCAAGCAGAGCUGAACAUUUUGUACCAGGAGCUUUUGGCUCUUGGAUCGAUUUAAUUACGAAUAAGUAAAAGAAACUGAUUAACUCAAGCAAUCAAUAAAAAUCAUUAGGUAAACCUUUCUGUGUGUUUUCAUAAAGGCUACCAGUAGAGGCAUAUACGGUUAUGAAUGGCAGGCAGUCUGCUGAAACGGCAAGGGGCUUGUUUCUGUAUUCUCUCUUGUGCCAAGAGCUGUGCGUCACUACUUUUGUAUAAAAAAAAAAAAAAAAAAAAGCUUGUUCAGUUUUGUUUGCAGUUUUUUUUUGCUCUGUUUUACAAAAUUGUUCCAGCUUGCUUGACAUGGGAAUAAUCCCACCGGUCUUUUUAGCAUUUGCAUGGGUCACUGCUGUUCAUUAUGUUUUUCAUAGUGCUCUACCUCCUUUUGUGUGUGUGUCUGUAUAAGCUAGCCUGCUGUGUAAAGCUGGGAGGUGGCAGUGUAGCUAAGUUCUUACAUUUGAGGACUGGGAAGCUGGGUAUUAUGGUCUUAUUGUCGAGUGUUUUGAAUGUUUAAAAUAAAUAAAUCCAAUGAAUGACAGUAUGAAUAUCUAUUUUUUUUUAAUUAUUCGUGGAGUUACUCCUUUUAGGAAAUAACUUAAAUUGAGCACUAUCUGUUUUUAUUAUUUUUGUUUGCACAGGCAGCAGCUUUCCACUAGUGUGCGCUGAGCAAACUGAGGCUUAAAAGGAUUGAAAAAUACAUUUUCCUUUUCAAUGCAAGUCAGUUCAUUACUGACUGGCUUGUGUGAUCAGUCUUGAUUACUGAAAAGGGAAAUCUCCAUGUUUGUUAACCAUAUACAAUGCAUUUACAGCAUUGCUGAAAAAUGUAUGAACAGCAAUGGAACCUGUAAUCUUAAUGCUGUGUUACCUAGUCUAUGUGUGUGUGUGUGUGUUUGUGUUUUUUUUCUUCUCCACUGCUCCACAAGGUGAAAUGUACAACUUACGGACAGUUGCAACAGUUGAACAAUUUUUGGCUUCAGAGUUGCAUGUGAAAACCAUUGUAAAUAUUCUCAUUACUACUCCUGUAUUUUAUUUUUUAAAUGCUAAAAACAAAACGUUUUUUCUGCACUGGAACAUAAUGUUAAUUAGGGUGUAAACACCUAUUAAUAAAGCUUAAGAGUUUUGAAAAUC